Apus apus (common swift) is the source of this 838-nucleotide messenger RNA. RefSeq names its product cyclin dependent kinase 2 associated protein 2 (gene CDK2AP2). Gene Ontology annotation, cellular component: cytoplasm; nucleus; microtubule. The record is from RefSeq and is a predicted model, not a curated record. Gene Ontology annotation, biological process: regulation of microtubule cytoskeleton organization; negative regulation of G1/S transition of mitotic cell cycle. Bases 232 to 624 code for a protein of 130 amino acids. NCBI's taxonomy places the organism in Eukaryota, Metazoa, Chordata, Aves, Apodiformes, Apodidae. The transcript has 4 exons.
GGGAGGCGGAGGCGCCGGGUCAGGCCAGGCCAGGCCGCGGCGGGGCCUACGCAGCGCUACCGGCACCGGGGCCGCCACCGGGGCCGCCGCGCUCCGCUCCCCUCUCCCCAGAUCGGGGUCGGGUCCGUCGGGCUGAAGAGCGGCGAGACGAGCGGCGAGGCGGGCGCCGGGGACGCUCGCUCACCCCCGCCGCCCUCCAGGCAUCCGGGAGCGGCGGGGCGGCCCUCGGGGAUGUCCUACAAGCCCAUCGCUCCCGCCCCCGUUACCCCCGGAGCUGCUAGUGCCAGCCCUGCCCCGUCGGGGCCUGGGGCACCGUCCGCCGCCACGAGCGUCCCGUCGCCCUCCGGCUCCGUCCCCGGCGCCGCCGCCCCGUUCCGGCCCCUCUUCAAUGACUUCGGGCCGCCGUCCAUGGGCUACGUGCAGGCGAUGAAGCCCCCCGGGGCUCAGGGCUCGCAGAGCACCUACACCGACCUGCUCUCUGUCAUCGAGGAGAUGGGGAAGGAGAUCCGGCCCACCUACGCCGGCAGCAAGAGUGCCAUGGAGCGGCUGAAACGGGGCAUCAUCCACGCCCGGGCGCUGGUCAGGGAGUGCCUGGCAGAGACAGAGCGAAACGCCCGCACGUAACGGCUGCUGUCACCCGGGACCCCCCUCCCCGGGACCCCCCCUCCGGUGUCCCUGCCCUGCUGGCGGCAGGGAGUGUGUGUGUGGGGGGGGGUGGGGGUGUGUGGGGGGGGGCUGCCGUGCUGCCUGUACCUCCUCCCACCCCCCACCCCCCCCCGCAGCGCUUUCUGCUCUCUUUAUAAAUGCCUGUUUUUAUAAAUAAAGGACGUGGUUGGGA